This is a messenger RNA of Brassica napus (rape), 1042 nucleotides long. RefSeq lists its product as uncharacterized. Lineage: Eukaryota; Viridiplantae; Streptophyta; Magnoliopsida; Brassicales; Brassicaceae. The record is from RefSeq and is a predicted model, not a curated record. Bases 513 to 956 code for a protein of 147 amino acids. The transcript has 2 exons.
UUAAAACCGGACCGACUCGAUGGUUGGUUCAACCAUGAACCGGAUACAUAGCCGGAUUAGGUCUAAUAAUUGGUUCGACCAUGAACCGUUACGUAACCAGAUUGGAUUUCAGAAUUAUUACUGAUUAAAACCAUUUAAAACUAUCAAAAAUCUUUAAAAAAUUAAUCCAUAUAAACAUAAAACUAGUUUUUAUUUACAAUGUUUAUGUUUUAAAUUCAUUUAUAUUUUAAUUAUGUAUCAUAUUAACUAACAUUAAUUUUAAAUUUAUACAUUAGAAAUAUAUUAAUCCAGAUUAUUGAACCAGAUUUGAUCCGGUCGAACCAUAUUAAAUUGUGAUCUAAAAAUUAUCCGGUUCGGCUUCCGUCCGGUUUUAAAAACACCUGUUGAGACCCUCUCUCUCUCUUUUCGUAAUCUUAACUAAAUUAUACCCUUAUUUCACGGUAGACUUUUCUCUACCCUUAUUAUCAGGUGCUGUUUCGAUUCUAGGGCUAAUAUCAUAUUUGGAUUUGACGAUGACGAAGGAGUACGUGAUGCUCAUACUGCUGAUGAUGAUAGUUUUUUCACCGUUUCUCCCACCAUUACAGUUUUUCGGCAGUUCAGAUGGAAUUAUUUUGACAGGUCCUGAUUUCACCCGCAAAUUCAACACUGUCGAAUCUAAUACGGCUGACUCUGUGGAAAUCAGAGUGUGUGAUGCAAUUGGAGUGGUUUACAUGGCUGAGUCGCUCGACGCAUGCGAAAAAUUGAUCUUGGAAAGAGACAUGUUGAUGUUGUCAACAACAACAACUAGAUCCUUCUUUGUAACAAAAGAAACUGCACAAGUAGUAAACAAGUAUAUUUGUCGGCCAAAUGUAGCAGUCAUGCGUGUCCCUAUUCAUACCGACCACCUUUACGGAUUAAUCACCAGGGGUCUUCUCUUCUACACCUUCGUCUUCCUCCUUUUACGUUUCUUCAGUUAGCAAUUCCUAAGUCUGAAUAAAAUAAUGCAUGUUAGCACUGGACUACACAUCAGAAUCAGUUCAUGGUAUUUAUUAUCCUUUUGAUA